Xyrauchen texanus (razorback sucker) is the source of this 2507-nucleotide messenger RNA. RefSeq names its product histidine-rich glycoprotein-like. Lineage: Eukaryota; Metazoa; Chordata; Actinopteri; Cypriniformes; Catostomidae. The transcript has 2 exons. The coding region runs from base 287 to 1441 and encodes 384 amino acids. The record is from RefSeq and is a predicted model, not a curated record.
UCUCUCACACACACACACACACACACACACACACACACACACACACACAUGUUGUGUUUCCAUGUUUUAUGGGGACUUUCCAUAGACAUAAUGGUUUUUAUACUGUACAAACUUUAUAUUCUAUCCCCUAAACCUAACCCUACCCCUAAACCUAACCCUCACAGAAAACUUUCUGCAUUUUUACAUUUUCAAAAAACAUAAUUUAGUAUGAUUUAUAAGCUGUUUUCCUCAUGGGGACCGACAAAAUGUCCCCACAAGGUCAAAAAUUUCGGGUUUUACUAUCCUUAUGGGGACAUUUGGUCCCCACAAAGUGAUAAAUACACGCUCACACUCACACACACACCUACACACACUCUCACACACACCUACACACACUCCCACACACACACUCACACACACACACACACUUGCACAGACACACUCACACACACACAGACACACACACACUCACACACAUAACAGACACACAAACCCACAGACACUCACACACACACACAGACUCACACAGACACACACACACACACACACACACACUCACACUCACAGAGAGACUCUCACACACACACACACAGACACUCACACACAUACACACAGACACACACACUCACACAGACACAUACACUCACACAGACACACUCACACACACAGAGACACUCACACAAACAAAAACACACACUCACACACACAGACACACACACACACACACACUCACACAGACACACACACACACACUCACACACAUACAGACACACACACCCACAGACACUCACACAGACACGCUCACACACACUCACACAGAGACACUCACACAAACAAAAAAACAGACUCACACACACACAGACACACUCACACAGACACACACACACACACACACACUCACACACACAGAGACACUCACACAAACAAAAAAACACACACACUCACACAGACACACACACACACACUCACACACGCACACAGACACUCACACACACAGACACACACACACACACUCACACACGCACACACACACACAGACACUCACACACACAGACACGCACACACACAGACACUCACACACACUCACACAGACACACACACAGACACUCACACACACAGACACACACACACACUCACACACACAGACACACACACACACACAGACACUCACACACACAGACACACACACAGACACUCACACACACAGACACACACACACACACACACACAGACACUCACACACACAGACACACACACACACAGACACUCACACACACUCACACAGACACACACACAGACACUCACACACACAGACACACACACACACUCACACACACAGACACACACACAGACACUCACACACACAGACACACACACUCACACACGCACACACAUAUGUUUAUCAUGGUGCACUAGCUUUCUCCCACUUAAACAAAUCUUGAAGUCUUACUGCGAGAGUUGACAGAAGUUUAAUCUCCUUUUCUUUCACUAACCCUCCCCCUUUCGCGCACCCAGAGUUCUCCUCUCUUCCUGCAGGUUCGCUUCAAAGUCUGAUGUUAAUGUAAUAUGUUGGGAUUGGCACAGCGGAUAGCUUAAGUGGAAUAGCCUCUCUGCUCCUUUAGUGGAGUGGAGACUUCUGUUCUCUGCCUUUAUUAAAUGAGAGGAUGUCUUACAUAUGGUUAAAUCUCUCUUCACUGGCAAUUACAAGCCAGCACAGGGGGAAAACUGUAUUUAAACCGAUCCACAGGAACAAGGAUGCACCUGGAUCUGCCAGCAGGGAGUUUAACACACAGAUCAAUCAGUAAUGGAGUGAUGUUCACACUUACACUUGUGUGUAUACAGUCCAGAGCUCAGGAACGUUCUCACAGUAACGCACAUAUACUAGCACAUACACAGAGUCAUGUACACUUGCACAAACACACAAACUCACACACACGUUUAUGCAGACUGCUGACCGAGAACAAUCUCACCGUGUAGAUCUGAGAGGAUAAGAGUGCGGAUUACAGCGGUAACUUCACUUACACUGCUAUUACCAUACUGCUGAGAACAGGAGGAACAUUAGAGGAGGCUAUGCUUCACAAUUCCCUCCAUUCUUCUCUCUCAGCCUCAAUCCAGCUGUACUUUGUAUCCUUUUGAUUUAAAUAGGGUUCCCACCAUCAUGGAAAACCUGGAAAUAUCAGGGAAUUUAGAAAGUGUGUUUUCCAGGCCAUUUCUUCUAAUAACACUUAUUAAGCAGUUGGGCACUGAAGACACAAGUUUGUUAAGUUUAGAAAGUGGAGUUUUCCCCCCAUUCAUCCAUUAUUCCGGUCUUCAGCUGCACAAUUGAACAAAGUCUUCGUUGCCGUAUUGUGCGAUUCAUUAUGCGCCACACAUUCUCAAUUGGGGAUGGUCAGGACGGCAGACGGGACAAUCUAGCACCCGCACCCUCUGCUUAUUCUACCAGUAUUUAGUCUGAAGACACUCACACUUAAAAACACACACACACACACACACACACACACACACACAGACACACACAUACAGACACA